AUGCUGCCGAAUAGCGGAGGAUUUCUGGACAGCGGAUGCUUUUCCUGUUGCCGUGGGAAGCUGUGGCUCGUCCUCAUGGUCUCUCUGAGAGUCCUGCUCGUGCUCUUCGCCGGCUACCCCCUGUACCAGGACGAGCGGGAGCAGUUUGUGUGCAACACCAUCCAGCCGGGCUGCUCCAACGUGUGCCACGACGUCUUCUCGCCCGUCUCGCUGCUGCGCUUCUGGCUGCUGCAGACCGUCUCGCUGUGCGUCCCGUACGCCGCGUUCGCGCUCUAUGUCGUCCACGGGACGCUCUCCGGCCUGGCGACCGGCAAAAACAACGUCGGGGUGCCGGGAGACGGCGGUGCGCAGCCGUGGAGGUCCGCCUGCGUUUAUGUCCUGCAGCUGUCAGUGCAGAUCCUUCUGGAAGUGGGCUUCGCCGUGAGCCACUACUUCCUCUUUGGGUUCUACGUUCCACAGAGCUUCCUGUGCCAGGAGGCCCCCUGCACCUCCACGGUGCAGUGCUACACCUCCAAACCCACGGAGAAGACCGCGAUGCUCGGCUUCAUGCUGGCCGUUAGCGCCCUCUGCCUCACGCUCGAUGUCGCUGACCUGAUGUGUGCGGUCAAGCGUUCGGUGAGGGCGAGGGCCGAGCCCGGGAAGGGAGUCGGCGAGUCGGAUUCUGAUGAGGAUGCGUCUGCGUGCUUGGAUGAACCCGAACCCUCGCCCGCUACCCGGACGUUCCCCGGCCCCGAGUCCGGUGGGCCGGAUGCCGGCGGCGCCCAGGACGAGGUGCCGGAACGCGACGGCAGCCAGGUAGCGCUUUGCCACGGCAACCACUUGAGAGCACCACAGCUCCCGCCUUUCGACAGGCCCUCUCACCUGAGACCGACCCCCUCCCCAAAGCCGGUGUGGGGUCCGGCGGGAAGAACCGAUGGCUCCAAGCUCUUCACCGCCAGGAAUACAGAUCUGUGCCCCCUAGAGGAGGCAGCUGCGGCACAGCAGUCGGACAGAAGCGAGACGCUGGAGGGACGGGCCUGGGUGUGAAGGACACGGGGGGAAAAGUGGGGACGCCGCCGAGGAAGCCGUUCCCUUUUGUUGGUGGCAGAUGCUGAAAUCCCAGCAGAUCCCGAUCCCCACCGAACAUAUUGGUCUGCAGGGGUUUGAGUCCCUGAAGUCACUUGUUUGAGAUUGGAUUUUUAAAAAUUUUUAGCUGGGAUGAUUAAGGUACUAGCGUGGUAAGUGCGUUUGUUGUGUUAGUAUAUUAACUGAUGAUUUUCUCACCUCCGGUUGCAGCAGAAACUGAAUGAGGAUCCAGGAUGAAGUCCCAGUUAGGGGUCUCCUGCUGUUGUACCGUUGAGGAGGGAGCUGCCCUGAGUAGUGCUGGUCAUUGUUUUACUUGUGUAAACUAUUGUGAUAUUAAUCACUUUGGAUGAACCUGAUGUGCCGAAAAAUGGGAUAUCACAAUGACCUCUCCUGCUGCAGACUCCGCCCCAUACAUAGGGUGCUCUUCGUGUCUGUUGCUCAACAGUCCAAUAUCAGGUUUCAUGAGCAUUCCCCACUGUCCCAGGAUCCUUUGUUUCCCAAAAUAAGUUAUUUAGCCAAAGGCGGCGACCUUCACCGGAACAACAGCUGAGACCCAGCCGUCGUGGUAUUCACAAGGCUGCCGGGACCUGACCCGCGGUAACCCGCUCUGCUCGGAUCCCUUUGAACGGUCCGGGUGAGGGAUCCUAGCGGGCGGGGUCGACCGCUCGGGUUAGUGCAGGAACAAGACCGAUGAUAUGCUUAUCACUGAGCACAAGUCUUUAGCUCCAUCACUGGAGUGCAGGGAGCAGUAGGGGCAACAGAGGUUAGAGCCCUCAGCUUGAAAUCAAAGGUGCUGGGUUCAGAUCCCACCUCCUGCUCUAGCACCCUUGAUGAAG
This is a messenger RNA of Scleropages formosus (Asian bonytongue), 1901 nucleotides long. Its product is annotated as gap junction delta-4 protein-like. Gene Ontology annotation, biological process: cell-cell signaling. The record is from RefSeq and is a predicted model, not a curated record. Lineage: Eukaryota; Metazoa; Chordata; Actinopteri; Osteoglossiformes; Osteoglossidae. Gene Ontology annotation, cellular component: connexin complex. The transcript is spliced from 2 exons. Bases 1 to 1026 code for a protein of 341 amino acids. Gene Ontology annotation, molecular function: gap junction channel activity.